AUGUCAUUACCAAGAGAAACAAUACUAGAAGCAUUACAUGAAUCAAAUACAAAUCAUAUAAAUGAAGAAUUAUUAAUAAUGAUAAGAGAUGAAAUUUCCAAAAAUCCAGAUUUAAAAUUAUUAUCAAAUUUUAGUAAAUCAUUAUAUUUAUCAAAUAGUUCAAAUUUAAUUAUACCAAUUUUAGAGUUAUAUCAAAUUGAUUAUUUUUUAAAUCAUCAAAAUGAAUCAAUGGAGUUUCAAGAUUUAAUUGAAUUUUAUAAAUUUACUUUUUGUAAUUUAGUUAAUUUAAUUUUAAUUGAUUCUAAGUAUGAUUUAAAAUCUAAAUUAUUUUACAAGGUAUCUAAAAAUUUAAUUGAAUUAAAUCAUGAUCAGAUCAAUGAGUAUGAUAAUGCCAAUCAAAAUAAUAGUCAAAAUCAAGAUUCCGCAUUACCUUCAACUUCAAAUACUACUUCAACAAAUGAUCAAAAACUUGUACUGGUACAAGAUAUUCCAAAUGAAAUAUAUAAAUCAUUAGCACAUUCAACAAUUGAUUUAUGUAAUUUAAAACAAUCACCAAGUUCAAUACCAAAUGAUAUAAAAUUAAGAAUAAAACAGAAAAAUGAUUUUUUAAAAUUGAAACAACUAUAUGAAAUAACAGGAUUAAAUAAUUUUCCAAUUACUACGAUUCAAUCAUUUUUAAAAUUAUCAAAUGAUUCCCAGAAAUUAAUUAAUGAAAUUGAAAUGAUAUUUGCUGGUCAAAAUCAAAUUAAUUAUGAAAUUAUUAAUAAUAAUGUUUUAGUUUUAAAUUCAAAUAUUGAAUUAAGAAAUGUUGAUGAUUUAGUAAAAGAACAAAUUGAAAUUGCAAAAUUAAAUAAAUCUUUAAAAGAUAUAUUAGUUUAA
This is a messenger RNA of Lodderomyces pseudojiufengensis, 879 nucleotides long. RefSeq lists its product as uncharacterized. The record is from RefSeq and is a predicted model, not a curated record. Lineage: Eukaryota; Fungi; Ascomycota; Pichiomycetes; Serinales; Debaryomycetaceae. The transcript has a single exon. The coding region runs from base 1 to 879 and encodes 292 amino acids.